Messenger RNA from Galeopterus variegatus (Sunda flying lemur), 3765 nucleotides. It is a transcript of the gene DYNC2I1, whose product is annotated as WD repeat domain 60. Gene Ontology annotation, molecular function: dynein light chain binding; dynein heavy chain binding. The transcript has 25 exons. Bases 467 to 3685 code for a protein of 1072 amino acids. Lineage: Eukaryota; Metazoa; Chordata; Mammalia; Dermoptera; Cynocephalidae. The record is from RefSeq and is a predicted model, not a curated record. Gene Ontology annotation, biological process: intraciliary transport. Gene Ontology annotation, cellular component: cytoplasmic dynein complex.
GCCGCGGGCCAUGCCGGGCAGCAACAGCUCGUCCCUCCGCCGCUCCUGCCUGCCGGUUGCUCGCUGUCAAGAUUACUUAGGCGCACUGGGAGAGGUCACGAGCCGUGCUGGGCAGUGAUCGCUCGGCCCUCGGCUGCUCCUGCCUGCGGUUGGUAGGAGACGGGGACACGCAGGCGCCCUUGGGAGCAGCCGUGGGCGUGCGGGGCAGCGAUACUCCUCUCCGCUGCUCCUGCUUGCAGGUUGCGCGCAGUAAGGAACGCGCAGGCGCACUGGGAGCGGCCGCGGGGCAUGCCGGGCAGCGACCGCUCGGCCCUCGGCUGUUCCCUCCUGCUGGUUGCUAGGCGUCGGGGACGCGCGCCCGCACGGGGCGGCCGCGCAGCAGGCCCUGGGACGGUUCGUCUCCUCCCGGGUUGGCCCGCGUCUCUCCGGGGCGAGGAUACUCCGGCUGCCCUGCCCGCGAAGAGCGAUGGAGCCGGGGAAGAGAAGAACCAAAGAUGAUACUUGGAAAGCAGAUGACCUCAGAAAACACCUAUGGGCUGUACAAUCAGGUAGCCCCAAGGAAGAAAAGAAACACAGAGAAAAGAAGCUGCACAAGGAGUCUGCAGUGGACGUCCUUGAAUACGAAGAGCAUAAGUACAGGGAUCCAGAGCGAGACACAAAGUACAGAGAGAGGAUGGCCCAGAGAGAGACGCAUGCUGCUAGGGAGAAUCCUCGAGGGGACAGAGACAGAGAGAAACAAAGAGAAAGGAGGAAAGAUGCGAGAGACCAGGAAAAAGAAAAGUUGAAAGAGAAAUAUCGAAGACAAGAUGCGGAAAAGUCUCACGGUAAAGGAAAGGACAGAGAAAAGGAAAAAGACAGAAGGGCCAGGAAGGAAGAGCUGAGGCAGACGGCCGCCUGCCACAGCCUGCCGGGCCGGGAGCCCAGGGACCAGCGGCGUCCGGAGCGAGUGGAAGGGAAGGUGCGCUCAGUAAGUAAGGUAAUAAUUGAAGAGAAAGAAAGGAGAUAUGAAGACUCUGAAAGAGGAGACGAAGAUCGAGAAAGAAGAUACCGAGAAAGAAAGUUGCAGUACGGUGACAGUAAAGACAAUCCUCUCAAGUACUGGCUUUACAAAGAAGAAGGUGAGCGAAGACACAGGAAGCCCAGAGAGCCAGAUCGAGAAAAGAAGCAUGGAGACAAAAGCAGUACAAGGGAAAAAAGAGAAAAAUAUUCAAAAGAAAAAAGUAGUUCCUUCUCUGACAAGGAAGGGGAAGAAAGACACAGAGAAAAACGGCAUAAAGAAGCCUUUCACCUUGACGAUGAGAGGCAGCGAAGCAACACAGAGAGAAAAGAGAGGUCGUCCAAAGAAGGGCAUCGGAAGAGGGAACCCAAGAAUGGUGAACACAGAGAUCGAGGUGCAAGUUCAAAAAGAGAUGGGACUAGCAGCCAGCACGCAGAGAAUUUAGUAAGAAGUAAUGGAAAAGAUAAAGAUUCAAGAAGGAAGAGCCGUGAGGAAGGCUCAUCAGUGUGGAAGUUGGCUCAGAGGCAAGGAAGCGAAGAAACGGUGGAAAUUGAAAAGGAAGACAUUGAUUUAGAAAAUGCUAGAGCUGAUGAAUACACAGCCAGUUUUGAAGAUGAUUUUGAAGACUAUGAGGACGACUUUGAGGUUUGUGACGGAGACGAUGAUGACAGCAAUGAGGAGCCCGCGUCGAAAGACAAGACUGAAGACCUUCCUCCAGCUCGGAAGAAGGAGAUCCAGGAGAUCCAGAAGGCCAUCAAUGCAGAAAACGAAAGGAUCGGCGAGUUGUCUUCGAAACUGUUUCAGAAGCAAGGUCAAAUAGGAUGUGAAAGGUCGUCCAGGACAGAUGCAAACAAUUCCUCUUCCAGAGCCCCUGUUUGUGGAAUUUUUGUGGAUUUUGCAACAGCCUCGCACCGUCAAAAGAGUCGGACUCAAGCCCUUAAACAAAAGACUCGAAGUACAAAACUGCUUCGGCUUAUUGACUUAGAUUUUUCAUUCACUUUCUCUCUCUUGGAUCUACCACCAGUAAAUGAAUAUGAUAUGUAUAUCAGAAACUUUGGGAAAAAAAAUACCAAGCAGGCAUAUGUUCAAUGUAAUGAAGAUAAUGUUGAAAGAGACAUUCAAACUGAAGAAAUAGACACCAGGGAAGUGUGGACCCAGCAUCCAGGAGAAAGUGCUAUUGUGUCUGGAGGUAGUGAAAUAAAGGAUCUCUCUGAUACUACAGUUGUACCAAAGAUUGAUACUCCAAGGUUAUCAAGCUUUCUCCGGGUGGCUUGUCAGGUGAUUGCUGUUUUGCUUGAAGAAGAUCGUUUGGCUGCUGAACCCAGCUGGAACCUCAGGGCCCAGGACAACACCCUGAAUUUUUGUGAUAGUUCUUCUCAGUUGAACACGGGCCUGCCUUUCCUUCAAAACCGAAAAGUAUCCUGCCUGCACGCUUCUCAAGUUCAGAGGCAGACGGUGGUCACUGUUCACGACUUACCUGAAAAGGCAUCUGCCCCCCCACUGGACAGCAGAUACGUCCUCUGUGUGUGGGACAUUUGGCAGCCUUCAGGGCCCCAGAAGGUUCUGAUAUGUGAGUCCAAGGUCACAUGUUGCUGCUUUAGCCCUUCUAAAGCAUUUCUGCUGUUUGCUGGCACAGCACAUGGCUCAGUGGUUGUAUGGGAUUUAAGAGAAGACUCCAGAAUUCAUCAUUAUGUGAAGCUGAGUGAUUGUUUUUGGACGUUCAGGAUGUCGACAUUUUCUACUGAUGGAGUCCUCACGUCAGUAAACCACCGAAGUCCUCUCCGAGCGAUAGAGCCUGUCCCCACGUCUGUCUACAGAAAGCAGAGCUCUGUGCUUUCGCCCUUUUCUACUCAAGAAGAAAUGUCAGGUUUGUCAUUCCACAUUGCCUCCUUGGACGAGAGCGGGGUCCUCAAUGUGUGGGUUGUUGUUGAAUUACCAAAGGCUGACAUCUCAGGUUCAAUAAGUGAUUUAGGUCUAAUACCUGGAGGGAGGAUAAAGUUGGUGCACAGUGCUGUGGUCCAGGUGGGGGACAGUCUUUUCCAUAAAAGUAAUGAAUUCUGGGGGCCCACGCACACACUGAACGUUAAAUUUCUGCCUUCAGAUCCUAACCACUUCAUUGUUGGCACAGACAUGGGUCUCGUAAUCCAUGGCACGAGACAAGAUUUGAGAGUGUCUCCCAAAUUGUUCAAGCCUCAGCAGCGUGGUAUGAGACCAGUGAAAGUUAAUGUGAUUGAUUUUUCACCAUUCGGAGAACCAGUGUUCUUGGCCGGCUGUUCGGACGGGAGCAUCCGGCUGCACCAGGUGAGCUGCGCGCACCCUCUCGUGCAGUGGGACAACAGCACCCGCGGCCACGCCGUCACCAGCCUGCAGUGGUCACCCACACGGCCGGCUGUGUUCCUGGUACAGGACGACACAUCCACUGUCUACAUUUGGGACCUCCUCAAGACUGACCUGGGUCCUGUGGCCACACAGCCCAUCGCCCCCGACAGGCUGGUGGCUGUGACCGUCAUGGGUGAGCCAGAGAAGGCCGGCGGCAGCUUCCUGGCCCUGCUCCUGGCCAGGGCCUCGGGCAGCGUGGACGUCCAGUACCUGAAGAGGCAGUGGGCGGCCCCUGUGCUGGACGAGCACCUCCGGCUGCGGCUGCUCCUGCAGGAAGCCCCAUGGAGGGAGAGGCUGGUGCAGAAGUGACCGUAUUGUUGGGAGGACAUGGUUGUGUCACAGCCCAAAUUUAAAGACAUAACUGUAAGGCUGAUGAGUCUAUGUUUGUG